Molecule: messenger RNA, 10418 nt
Organism: Chilo suppressalis (striped riceborer)
Lineage: Eukaryota; Metazoa; Arthropoda; Insecta; Lepidoptera; Crambidae
Source: the annotation of a GenBank genome assembly
CCCGUAGUUCACCUGGUUGAACCACGGGAAAUAAUUUUUAUCCGUGGUCCACCUGACUCUUCCUCAAUUUAUUACGGCUCUUGAGUGUCUUGAGAACAAUAAGAAUUGCAAAAUCAAAAAGGCGCAAAUUAAUUGAGAACAAUGAUUAUAUAAAAGAUAUUCAGAUGCAGUUAAUUAACAACAAUAUUUCUAUAGGCAUCGCUUUAGAAAAACUACGCUUAUUAAAUGAUUUUAAAAUAUACGCGACUUUUAAAAAUUGUAAAUGCUUUUUUGUUCAUGAGAACAUCCAUAAUUUACUGUUAGAAACAUAUGGCUAUGCGGGUAGACCACGGGAAAAAAAUAAUCCCCGUGGGCCACCUGGGUGGACUACGAGGUGGACCACAGGAAACAAAUGAGGGUCGCGGCACGUAACUCUAGCGCUGAACAAAACGCAGAGGAGAUAGCUACGCAUGGGUACGACUGGAGAGCCAAUCGGCGCAACGCUCGCUCACCCGCGCACCUCGUUUCCCCCCAACACAUCUUAAUGUUUACUUCAGCGCAAUAACGGUCAGCGCUAGUUAGCCGCGACUUACCAGUACCCUUAGCACGAACCAAUAUCUAAUUCGUAUCGAAUGCGAGUACGAAAUGUCAUUGUCAAAUAUGUACCGAUUUUUAGUUCUAGUUACGUACUUUGUGGCGCUGCUGUUCAAGUUUCCAUACAAAAUUUGACAUUGACAUUUCGGUUUGCAAACUAUUCGAAUUCGAUAAUGGUUCCUGCUAGGGGUACAGGCCACUCAAAAAGUUUUGCGAAAUAAGGUUUUUAUGUAUAAGACACUGGCCACUUGCAAUUAUUUUGAAAACUUCGAUUUUAUUUAAAAGUAAAUAUACCACUGUUCGAUCUUCAAAUUUUUCUUCCGCUUUUUUUCGAGAGCCAAUUAAAUUUUUCUUAUCUCAUUAAAAGAAGAAUCUGCAUCGAGAACAUUUUCGUGCUAUGAUUUUUUACGAUUAUAAAUGUGGCUUGAAAACCUGAUUCGAUUUCGAACUGCUUUUAUGGAUGAAGGACCUUCAAAAGCAACCAUUUACCGCUGGUGUAACGAGUUCAAAUGCGGUCGUUUUUCUUUGGGGGAUCAACAAAGGAGUGGUCGUCCUACGACGGUUGUCACCGAAGAAAGUGUGCUGGCAGUAAAAAUUUUAAUUAAAGAAAACAGACGAAUUACGUACGGAGAGAUUCAGCUUACUCUGCAGAUUGGUUCAGGCAGUGUUCACAAGAUUUUGCACGAGCACCUUUGCGUAAGGAGGAUAGUUUCCCGCUGGGUGCCGCACAACCUCAACGAAGCUCAGAAGCAGGCCUGUGUGGAUUGGUGCAGUGAUAUGAUACAAAAAUUUGAUGCAGGCUCGUCAUGGCGCGUUUACGAUAUUGUGACAGGUGACGAAUCCUGGAUUUAUCAAUACGAUCCAAGAACAAAGCAUCAGUCGACAGUUUGGCUGUUUCAAAAUGAACCAACGCCUACGAAAGUGAAGCGAUUGAGGAGCACAGGGAAAAUUUUGAUCGCUAGUUUCUUCACUUUGACGGGGUACCUAAUUUCAAUUCCACUUCGAGACCAAAGCAGCAUCAACGCCGAAUGGUAUAGCACAAAAUGCCUGCCAGAAGUUUUUUCUGCAAUGAGCAACAAGCGACCUAACACCGGGCUCAGCGGGCUCCUUCUUUACCACGACAACGCGCCCGCGCACUCUGCGAUCAAAACGAAGGACAUCCUGGACUCCACACCAGUCAGAAUCUUGGGACACCCUCCUUACACGUAUUUUUUCUUUGGACAAGCAACCAAAAAAUGACAAAAUUAUAGCGCGUCAAAGUUUGGGAGUAGGGGCUCGUGACGUCACUUUUUAGUAAUUUUCACUUAAAAGUGUACUCAAACGUGACGUCAUGCGACUUUUCCAAUCAAAAUAUCUCUGCAAUGUUUAUAUUUUGUGAAAAAAGAAAAAAUACGUGUCCAAUACUUUUUGAUAAUCUACCUGAUAAACGAAGAAAAAAAAUACUAAGACCUACAAUGCGAAGAGAUGGCGCUGCCUUGCAGCUUAAGGCUAGGAAAAUUACGACGCGGCUAAUAGGGCCGUGGUAGCAUAACGGUCAGUGCAUUCGCCCGGAUUGCGAAGGGUGCGGGUUCGAGUCCCGUCCGCUGCCUGGUCCGCGUGGAUUUUUUUCUAGUAAACCUUUCUUUAGAUUUAAACAUCUAGCAGUUAAAUGCUUAAAAAAUAAAAUAAAAUCAUUACUGUAAUUGCUAUUUCUUCUUUCAAACGUUUAAUACACUUGAAAAAGAAAAAGUAUUCAUUUGACAUUGUGGGUUACCUACAAUGCGAAGAGAUGGCGCUGCCUUGCAGCUUAAGGCUAGGAAAAUUUCGACGCGGCUAAUAGGGCCGUGGUAGCAUAACGGUCAGUGCAUUCGCCCGGAUUGCGAAGGGUGCGGGUUCGAGUCCCGUCCGCUGCCACCGCGUGAAUUUUUUUCUAGUAAACUUUUCUUUAGAUUUAAACAUCUAGCAGUUAAAUGCUUAAAAAUUAAAUAAAAUCAUAAAAAAAAAUAGUCAUCAUCCCUUUGGGGCAUGUCCUGUAUAUCGAUAUAUACGAUAAGCACCGAGCUUAAGGUCUUGUUUAAUAAUACGCGACAGAGUCCUAGCGGGAAUCUUCAUUUCUCGCGAUAAGAUAUUUUGCUUCCUACUGGGGUUUCGGCGAAUUCUGGCUUUAACAGCAUUAACAGCCUUUGUAGUUCUAACAGUACGCGGCCGCCCCUAUCUUAUCUCGUCUUCGACAGACGAAGUGUUGUUGUAUCUGUUGAUAGUACGAUAUACGAACAUUCGGCGGAUACCAAGCUUUUGAAGUGUCUGGAAUAUGACGGACGGCUUGAACACUUGUGCAAGGCGAUCACUGCAAGCCUAUUUCCUUUAACAACCCAUUCCAAUUAAUAUUAUAAUUUGAUAAUAAAUACGAAAAAACUAUGUGAUAUGGCGCCGCAAAAUCUAAAGAAGUUUUUAAAAUAAUAUACGUGUUCAAAAUUAAAAAGUUGAGAAAAAGAAAUGAUUUUAUGUAACAGUAUUUACGGCCAGACUAGUGAUAUAUAAAAAAAAUCCUCAUAAUUAAUUAACUUCACUAAUACAAUCAAUUAAUUAAAAGAACCUAAACAAACAUUGAUCAUUCUCCAUUCUUAAGGAAGGUCUGUGCCCCAGCUGUGGUCAUUAAUAAGCGGGUGAUGAAACAACAUUUCAAACAUAUUCUGUAUCAAAUAUUUGGCGACUGGUCUUAUCACACUCAACAUCAGGUGGGAUUAAGUGAUUUGCUGUGAUUUGCAUAAACAUACUCCCACUAAAUCAUAAUUGAUUAUCGAAAAAAACAACAUCAAAUAAAUUGUUACUUGUGGUUGCCGCCUACUGGCCGAAAUUCGCUGUCUUUUUAUGUAAUUGUGAAUGUGUCGAACGCAUGGAAAAUUAAUUAUAAUAUGAAAUGAGGUUAAAAUACACUUUUUUUAUUUAUCAAUUACUUUGAAAGAUGUAUCUUUAAUAACAUAUCAUGACAAUACUCAACAUUUUCUGAGUGAACUUGUACGAGGUGUGGGUCUAGUGCAAGCGGUGAGUUGUGCUGUGUUGAUUUGCUAGCGGUUUACAAGAGUAUAAUGAAGACACACAUACCUAAUAUAAUAUCUUUAUUCAGAUCAUUGAAGGUGCAUUUUGACAGUAAAAAGUGUAUUAAAGUAACUAACAUCACUUAUAUCGACACCUCAACGGCGCCACAUUUGGUAGUAUUGGUUGUGUUGUAAGCUUGAACAUAGUUAGUUCUAAGAAAGAGAGCUCCUGUGGUAUUAUAAAUUAACAGAAGAUAGGAAUUAGUAAAUUGUGUGAUCAAAGGGCUAUGAACUGGAAAAAAUUGACAAUAAGUGAAAGCGCAAACGACUCUCCUACUGAUGACGCAACUCGUUAUUCUGUUUUUGAUAUUAUAUGUUCGCCAUAUUAAUUGGGUAACUGAAACUUUUCUGCAGUUUCUUUUCAUCACUAUCACGAAUAUCACGCAUAUCGCUUAUUCACGAAAAUACCAGUAAUAAAUAUGUUGGCAUCUGUUCAGUCUUGAACUCGGCCGCAUAUUCUCCUAUCGACGAGAUCAUCACCAUCUCUGCGUAGGUCCGCAAAAUAAAUAUAUAAAUGUUUUAGUGAAGUUUCCGGCGCUUCAACUAGGAUUAUUUUAGGCUAAGGCUUAUAUUAUAUUAGGCUAAGAGUAUCUUAAGAUUAAACUUGUUAAUAGAAUAUUUUGAUUUCAAUUCACAUGCUCUCGUUAGUUUUCGAAUGUUUUUUAUAUAAUAAUAUCUUGCCAAAACACUUACUGUAGCUAUAGUUUAGUUAAUAUGAUGGAUAAGUUGUUUAUCCAAAAAAAGGAAAGAAAAUUAUUUUCUAUUAAGACCAGAUAAUGUCAGACUGUAAUCAACCGUUAUAAUAAUUCUUAUUUACGGACUAUGAAUUCUAACCUAUCACUUGGUUCCGGAAAACAAUUUAGGAACGAACCAAAUUUUCAGGCAUAGGAUAUAACAUGGAGCAAUGUAAAAAUUCAAAUCGCCGAUUGUUCAAAGAGCUCAAUAUAAUCCGAGUUAUAUAAUGAAUAAUAUAACAAUAAAAAUACUUAUGUGAUAGAUUUAUUUAAUAGAAUAGCUUUUUGGGCAAUAUAUCAAAAUUGGCAAAUAUAAACGAUGCCCAAAAUUAUAUUUAAGUUAUAGUAUUGUUUCGACCAAUUUAUACAUAGAGGCACUAAUUGAUAUAAUAGAUACAUUUCUUUGAAUUAUGUUUUUCAUUACUAUUCAUAGCUUAACGUUAUCUUAUAAUAAACUUUUUCUUAAAUUGCCAAACCGAUUUUCUUCAUGCUUUUGUAUAAUAAUAAUAAUUUAUUCAUAAAUGAUUUGGUUUACAAUAGUUAGUGGCAGGAAUCCCCUUUUAAGCAAAUCAAUGCUUGUGCCAGGCGACUCCGCUCCUCCAUUACACAUCCAUUUUUUAUGUAAAUUUCACAAACUUAAACAAUUUUUUUUUAUUCUAUUUAGAACUUAGAUAUAAGUUUGCCUAUGCAUGAAUACGUGUAUGUAUGUAUGCAUGUAUGUUUGAGCUUGAGCAUAUGUGUGUGUUUAUUAGUAAGUCUUUGUGUGCGCAUGAUUGUUUUUGUGUGAACGUAUAUCGCUGUUGUUAACUCUUUGAGUAAAUUUCAAAAUAAGUAAAUUUAGAUAAUUAAUAAAGUCUGUAUAUGCAAAUAUAUCGAUCACCGCUUGCAGUGGCACCGCGCACGCAUUCGCGAAUAUAUAAGCAGUGUUGGCCGCGCGUCGCAUCAGUUGCGAACCGUCAUUCAGACGUCUGACCGCAACAUGACAGUAUUCACGUCGGCCGCUCUGCUCGCCGCACUCGCUGUCGUCGCGCGCGCGCAUACUCUAAGCGCGCCGGACCUGUCGAGGUGCGAGGCGGCGGCGCGGACGGAAACGGGAUGGGUGUGCGGCGCCCGGCGGCGCGCCGUCUCCGGCUCAGUAUACGCGAGCUUCCUCGCCGUGCCCUACGCUAAACAACCCCUGGGAGAGCUCAGGUUUCAGGAGCUUCUCCCAGCAGAGCCGUGGGACGACAUCAGGGAAGCAAAGGCCGAAGGUCCCGUGUGUCCUCAAACGGACGUGUUCUACGGGAGGAUGAAGACGGCUAGCGGCGGCAGGAGCGAGGCGUGCAUCCACGCCAACAUCCACGUGCCCAUCGAAGCGUUGCCCGACCCCAACGAGCCCCCCAGCUUGGAUGUAGAAACAGCCCCGGGUCUACCGAUCCUCGUGUUCAUUCAUGGCGGAGGCUUCGCAUUCGGCUCUGGCGAUACGGACCUUCAUGGCCCCGAGUACCUCGUCAGCAAAGGCGUUAUUGUUAUCACCUUUAACUAUAGGUUGAAUGUGUUCGGUUUCCUGUCACUGAACAGCACGCAGGUGCCAGGUAACGCGGGCCUGCGGGACGCCGUGACGCUGCUGCGGUGGGUGCAGCGUAACGCGCGCUUCUUCGGGGGCUCGCCCGGCUCCGUCACGCUGGCGGGACAGAGCGCCGGCGCGGCCAUGACGCACAUCCUGACACUCUCUACCAGCGCGCGCUCGCUGUUCCACAGGGCAAUACUACUAAGCGGUACAGCUUUCUCCGACUUCUUCAGCUCCUCACCGCUGUUCGCUAAGACAAUAAACAGCUUCUUUUUGCCGCUACUAGGAAUUCACGCCUCUCUUCCCGCCGACGAAAUCCAUCAGAAACUCAUCGAGACCCCUAUCAACGCGAUCAUGGAAGCGAACAAAAAGCUCAUCAAUUUGUUCGGACUGACAACAUUCACACCCGUCGUGGAGUCUUAUCAACCUGGGAUUACUCCGAUAUUAGAAGACGACCCCGAGGUUCUACUUGACAGCGGACGAGGGAGUGACAUUCCUCUGUUGAUAGGGUUCACAGACGCGGAAUGCGAAUCGUUCCGGCCGAGAUUCGAGCAGAUCGACAUAGUGGCGCAGAUAGAAAAAACGCCCGACCUCGUUGUAUCAUCUCGACUCAGAUUCAUGACCGGCGACCAGCUUCCCGUAUUAGCCGAAAUCAUUCAUAAUAAAUAUUUCAAUUACACGCCAGACUUGGAAGGCUUCUUGCGACUGUGCACGGAUCAGUAUUAUAAGUACCCAGCGUUGAAGUUGGCGAGUAAGUCUUCGGGGGAAGCGCCGGUGUUCAUGUACAGGUUCUCCUAUGGCGGAGUGGACAGUGCGUGGAAGGAGGGGCUAGGAUUGAAGUUCGAAGGCGCGGGUCAUGUUGAAGACCUCACGUACAUAUUCCGCACGAAUUCCGUGCUGGGCCCGCUCAGGGCCAACGAGUUGACGAGGCGCGACGACGACGCCAAAAUGAAGAACAAGAUGACAGACAUCAUCGUCAACUUCAUGAGAUACAGUCACCCGAUGCCGGGCCCGCUGGUAGCAGGUCGAUGGCAGACGGCAGCACGCCGGCCGCCGCUGUACCUGGAGGCAAACGGCCCGAGACGCCUGUACCCCACGCGAGCCUCGUCCUACGAACAACGCCUGCAAGCCUUCUUCGAUCAUCUAUACAAGAUCGUGCGCCCACAUUGACACAAGAUCAGAUUUAUUUAAAGGCUUCUUAGAGUCACGAGUUGUCUCAUUCUAUAGUUAUCGCAAAGCAGAGAUGCAUUCUCUCUAGAGACCGCAUACAGAGGCGUUGUACCAAGCUUGUGUAGUAUUGGUUACUACAUCGUAAACGUCUCAAUAUAAGUUUGCAACAAAUUUUUCAUUCGACAAUGACACUAUACGUACGUAUCUAAUCUAAACGCGCCUUACCCUCCCCGCACGACGUAACUUUAGGGAUUUAUAAAUCGAAAUUGUUAUAACAAACCUAUUAAAGUGACAACAUCGACUUUAGACAAACUUUAAAGUAAAUGGAUUUCUCGGAGUGCGACCGUGAAUCAUGAAUCCAAUACUCGGCGUUUCAUUAAAGACAUUGAAAUCACUGUACAGCGUUUUGUGGAAAAUUUUAUAAUAUAGUCGUGGUGCAUUCGCAAAUCGAUCUCUUGAUCUUACCGUAUGAUUUUUUCAAUACACUUCCCAAAAAAUGCAUUUACGGAGGUUGUAUACUAUGUUCGAAUGUUCAAAAUUACGAGCCAUCCAAAGGUGCGGGCGAUAAAACAGUUUACCGCGCGCUCCUUUACAUGGCGCCAUGCGUAUUCUUUAGGGUUUUUUUUAAUAUCGGUCAAAUCUCCUUGGAAGCACUUAUACAAAAAAAAAACCUGUGCGUCUCCGGACGCACCACAGAAAUGAUAACUUAAAGUAAUCUAAACGGCGGUGCGGGUAAGAGUGGAGGAGGAGUAUCCACAUAUCAGAAAUUUGUUGAAGUAAAUGAGCACAGGAGAUUGGAGGGUGAAAAGAGGUUGGAGAAUGCAAAGGGAUUGGAUGGUGAAAAGGGGAUUAGAGGGUGAAAAGGGAUUCGAGGAUGAAAAGGGGAUUAGAGGUUGAAAAGGGAUUCGGGGGUGUAAAGGGGAUUCGAGGAUAAAAGGGGAUUAUAGAGUGAAAAGAGAUUCGAGGGUGAUAAUAAGGGAUUGGCGGGUGAUAGUGGGGGAUUGAUGGGUCAUAAUAGGGGUUUGGUAGAUAUAGGUACUGUUUUCUCGCAAAUGUGUUGGAAAAUGUUGUAUGACAUUCGGAAUUGGUAUUUACAAACUCAUGACUAUGGUAAGCCCUCGACGUCGUCUCAGGCUUACAUUCGUCUAAUCAUUUGUAAUAAUCAACUUACCGCACUUGUAUCAUUAAUAACUAUUGCGUUUUUUUGCAAAUAGAUAUUAAGUGCAAACAAUUUUAUUUAUAUAAUAAUUCUUGAGUUAUUUUAUGCAGUUGAAACUUUGUCAUCAUAAAUCAAGAAAUGGCAAAAGUGCCGAAGCCCUGGUUUUAUUUCUGAAUGGCUUAACUGCCGCGAUUAAUGAUUAGAAUUAUGUUAAGAUAAAUCAUUGGAACAGGUCAUUGUCAUAGGUGAUCGGGCAGCAAGUGAAGGCAAAAGUAAAGAAAGCGAAAACUCCUUGAAGUAUUGUUGGAACCUCAGUUCCGGAUACCAUAUGUAGUCAUCAUUUUGUGAACAGGCGAAUACCUACUUCACCUUUUCAACCGAUCUCUUGUGGAUAUUGUGAUAUAAAUUUUCAAUUAAUAUUGUGUUUUUUUUUUAAUGUUAUAUGGCACUAACUGGAACCUUGGCAGAAAGUGUGCUAACAAGGAAUUGGAAAGAGGAAUCCAUCCAUAUUACACUCAGAGGCACAAUUAACCGCCCACUUACAUUUUCCGGUGUAACUAAAAAAACAUUUUAGAUUAGGUUUUAUUUCUUAACAAUCAAUAAAUUGGAUAAUUUAAAAUGGAAUAAGUGAAAAAAAUCAGUUGCUGUUGCUUUAAUUUUUUUUUAAAUUUUAUAAAAGUUUGAAAUUACCGUACUCUGUCACAACUUAAGAACAAAGAAAUUUAUUUGAAAACUUCACAAAUAACAUUCUAUGUACGCGCAAAACAAUCAGUUUGAAAAUCAAUAUUCGACUGAACUCAAUAUAAGUGACCCACACUUGAGGAUAUCUUUAAAAAGGGUAAUAAUUCUUACAUUUUAUCAUACACUAUCCACUUAAUAAAUUGUCAUUCAACGACAUAAGCGUUUCAUUAUUGUAAACAAAGUUAUGCCACUUUAGCCGGGUGGGCGGUUAAUUGUGCCUCUGUGUGUAUAUUUGCAAAAUCAAAAGAAUCAAAUAAUACGCCUCGACUAGCCAAGUAAGAGGUUUACUUACGAAGCAUUUGCUGAAUCUGUGAUAAUGAUAAUAUAGGCGAGAGUUUUCUUCUUAUAUAUUGCUGAAUCUUUCAAUAUAGUUAAUGCUGUUGCCACUAUCUCUCUGACAUAUUGUCAGGUGCACAGGCAUCAUGUCCAUUACGGAUUGUUUUCGUUAAUUACUACCCGUUUGCUUCGAGUUGGCCGUCGAUGACCGUUACAAAACGUGUCUCAGGCCAAUCACAGGCACAUCAAGUGGUACCGCGGACCAAUAGGGUCUGUCUAGGGGCGCGGUGGGGUGAAGGUGGGAGGGUGGAAGCGGCCAACUCGAAGCAAACGCGUAGUAGGUACAGCUGCAAAUGUUUUGUCGCUAUUAUGUAUUGUAGCGAAUAAUAAUAGGGUUACUUUACUGGAUUAAAGUUUCAUUAUUAAUAAUUUAUUUAUAAGUACGUGUCACCGUGUAUCAGUAUCUUUAGCCUUAUUUAAAAAAGAGUCAUGUCAGCCUGCCUAGCAUGAUCACCGCGAUAUGAUAAAUAGCUCGUUUUUAUCACGCAUAAUUGUCAAAUUUCUAUAUAGUUUGACAGUUAGGCGCGAUAAAAAACGUGGUAUAAUUUAAAUUGUGGUGCUCAUGCUACAGGGACAGGAUUAAUAAAAGUAAUUUUAAAUAAUGUCUUACUAUGUUGUAAUAAAAAAAAAUAUGGCACUGUAAAUUUAUUUGAAAAAUCUGAGUGUACAAGACUUAGAUAAACAUAAAUGAAUGUGUAUGUGAGGGUUAAAUUUAAUUUAAUUAAAACAAUAUAAUUUAAAUUAAAUUUGAAAUACAUUCCUAUAUUCAUGAAAGGACUGAAUCUUAGAACUAAGUCAGUUAUUUCUCCGGUGAAAGUGUAAAACAAUUAGAUUUUUUUGUCAAAAAUGUUGCGAUUGAUUGAAAUUUUUGUUUAAUUUUAAUGUAUCAUCUUUAGUUUAUUAUAUCAACUUCAGCCGUCAAUGUAUACAUUUUAAUUAAAAUAAAAAUGUAACUGCGUGGAAUUGACAUGUUGAAAUUACAGAUACGAUGUCAUAAGUAUGGCUUUUCGCACCGCAUGAAAAAUGUAAAUAUGAUUAAAACUGGCAGUAAAUGAGUUUGAUAUGUGCCUACAAUCUAC